CGAGGAGAGGUUGGAUGGGAAAACAGUCAUCAUCACCGGAGCCAACACCGGGAUUGGCAAAGAAACAGCCAGGGACCUGGCGAGAAGAGGCGCACGCAUCGUCAUGGCGUGCAGGGACCUGGAGAGGGCGGAGGAGGCACGGACGGAGAUUCUGGAAGACACGGGAAAUGAGGACGUGGUCAUCAGGAAACUGGAUCUGUCUGACACCAAGUCCAUCAGAGCGUUUGCUGAACUCAUCAACAAGGAGGAGAAGCAAGUGAAUAUCCUGAUAAACAAUGCAGGCAUCAUGAUGUGUCCCUUCUCCAAGACCGCUGACGGGUUUGAAAUGCAGUUAGGGGUCAAUCAUUUGGGUCACUUCUUGUUGACUUACCUGCUGCUGGACCUCAUCCGACGUUCGGCCCCUGCCCGUAUCGUCGUCGUGGCGUCGGUGGCCCACACCUGGACCGGGCUUCGACUGGAUGACAUCAACAGCGAGAGGAGUUACGAUACCAUGAAGGCCUACGGACAGAGCAAGCUGGCUAACGUCCUCUUUGCACGCUCGCUUGCCAAACGGUUACAAGGUACAGGGGUGAGCGUGUUCUCUCUGCACCCAGGGGUGGUGCAGUCAGACCUGUGGAGGCACCAGCACCAGUGUAUCCAGGUAGCAGUGAAGAUCUUCAGGAUUUUCACCAAGACAACAGUGGAGGGGGCACAGACCACCAUCUACUGCGCUGUGGAGCCUCGCCUGGACAGCCAGAGUGGAGGGUACUUCAGCGACUGCGCUCCUGCAAGGUGCUCGAGGAUCGCUUCUGAUGACGACUUGGCCCAAAAGCUGUGGGAGGUCAGCUGCAACAUGCUUGGCCUCACCUGGCAGUGAAUAGCAGCAAUUUAGCUGCAGUGAAGGACGUAAAUUCAAGGAGGUAUUAAUGUUGCAGUUACUGUUGUGAAAAGUGUGUAUUCUGUGACACAAAUUACAGUACAGGGCAGUCCAAAAGAGUGGAUCACUACCAAGAGCUCCUUUAUUUUAUAAGAUAUCUAAACGAAUCCUAUGUUUCAGUCAGAUUGUAUUUAUCAAACAUGAAUGUGUGAUGUUUUAUCCUUAUGUCACUGGCAGUCAAAUUAUGUUCAAUGUGUUUUGUAGAUUGUUGAAGAAACUGAACUGGCAUUCGUCGUUUAGUCAAGUUUUUAUUUUUGUAUCUUGAAUGCAGAUGCUGUUCUACCUUCUUAGCUUCAUUUAGCUAGCAUGGUCUUGCUUUGGACGGAAAUGGUCUGGUUUGUGAAAUUCGCUCUCACAUGCUCCUUAAAAUCUCUGAGUUCAUACGCCUCCAGGGUGGCAGCGGGGUGGUUUUCAGCACUGGUGAGAACAUUUCGGCCCUAGACAGCCUCCAACGACACCUUUUUCAAAGUGACAUUUAAAUGAAAUACUGCACACCAGAGCACACAUAAAGCACUGUGGCUGACAGUUAAAGCACUUAGAUGACAGUUAAUAUGAAGUGGGUCCUGUCCUCCUUCUCUAGCACUUAAAGUAUGGGAAUUUAUUGAUCAGUAAAACAUCAGCUUUUUUAUUUCAUAGAACUCUUUCGCUGCACAGUCUUGUAUCAUGCAAUCUUCAGUUUCGGAUGCUUCCUGUCAGCUGAGGAACAAAAAAUGUAAUAUUCUCUGUGAUGUGUCUGUACUGAGGUAAUAUGGUCACUUCAAUACACUGAAAUCAUGAUUACAUUAUGAUUGUAUUGGUUACAUGUGUCAGCAUGUUGCAGCUUCAGCCUUUGAAAUUGGGAAAUGUUAAUGUGACAACAUGUGCAUAAUGUAAAAAUUAAACAUCUUGCAAAGUU
This is a messenger RNA of Chelmon rostratus (copperband butterflyfish), 1811 nucleotides long. RefSeq names its product retinol dehydrogenase 12-like. Bases 104 to 856 code for a protein of 250 amino acids. The transcript is spliced from 6 exons. Lineage: Eukaryota; Metazoa; Chordata; Actinopteri; Chaetodontiformes; Chaetodontidae. The record is from RefSeq and is a predicted model, not a curated record.